Molecule: messenger RNA, 7900 nt
Organism: Sabethes cyaneus
Lineage: Eukaryota; Metazoa; Arthropoda; Insecta; Diptera; Culicidae
Gene: Zasp52
Product: PDZ and LIM domain protein Zasp
Exons: 16
Coding region: 674-6673 (1999 amino acids)
Biological process (GO): muscle structure development; actin cytoskeleton organization
Cellular component (GO): Z disc; adherens junction; stress fiber
Molecular function (GO): actin binding; muscle alpha-actinin binding
Source: RefSeq, a predicted model, not a curated record
UCGUAAUCACGUGAAGUCGUUCAGCCGUUAUUCGUUGUCUGUCUGUCUAUCUGUCUGCGGUUAGAUAUCGGUUCUUUAUUUUGCUACCGGUGCGUAAUUUGUUAAUGGGCAGGUGGUUCUAAGCUCUAAGAUAAGCACAACACAAACUGUGGUGAUAGUUCUGUUUCGUUCUACUUUCGACCCGAAAUUGGGUGCAAUCAAUCAAUCCGGUGGAAAAUAAUAUCAAAGUGGAGAAACCGUAGGAUAUUGGUCUGACGCCCAGUAGAUAGUGUGGCCGUUAGUUACAAAACAGUGCAGUGUAGAAUUGCUUACUUGUUGGCGUAGAGAGUAAAGAAGUUCUUGUUUUGUUGAUACAAAAUACGAAAAGUGCUUAGUUUGUGUGUUUUUCAACAGUGUCAUCUACAGUAACAUAUACCGGGAAAAGGGUUUAUACUACUAUGCGGUUUAACGUUUCGUAAAAAGUGCCUUGCGUGGUUUUAUAGAGAUGUGAAAUGCGAAUUUAGUGGUUGUUCGUUUAAAAACAACUUUGUGUAUUCAAGAUCUAGCAGCGGACGUAAACUUUACCUUUUCUAGCUAUUCAAGAAUUUCAAUAUUGGAAGGAGAACGAUAUUAGGCAUAACAGAUCUUCCCCAUUGUACCAUUAUUGUAGCAGCAUUUAAACAAACACAGAGAUAUGGCAAAUUUGAUCACAGUUCGUCUGCAGCGCGGAGAGGGACAAGCGUGGGGAUUCCGUCUCCAGGGUGGCAAGGAUUUCUCGUCUCCACUGGUGCUGCAACGGGUGAACGUCGGAAGUGUAUCAGAUCAAGUUGGCUUGAUGCCGGGCGAUGCACUGGUUAAGGUCAACAACACCGAGGUAUUCAAUCUCCGACACAAGGAAGCUCAGGACGUUAUUGUUGCGGCAGGAAAUUCCUUCGAACUCACAGUUUCCAGAGGACAAGUCUGGAGACCUUCAGUGACACCAACCGGUUCGAUUCCAUCGCCGUCGCCGUCGCUUCCCGGAAACAUUACUCCGGUCACGAAAACUUCGCUGGCUGCUACCCCGCAACCUGUUCAGCACAUUGGCAGCGGACACAAUCAAGCUGCUAAACCGUUCCCCGCGGCUGCAGCCCCGCAGCAGCAGCAACAGCAGCCGCAAGUCAACGGCAGUGAAGGUCCCAUUAAGAGCAUCGUCAACAAGCAAUAUAACACUCCGGUUGCCAUGUACAGUGACGAGACCAUUGCUGAAACCCUGUCUUCGCAGGCUGAGGUUCUUGCUGGAGGUGUUCUAGGUGUCAACUUCAAGAAAAAUGAGCGUGUCUACUCUCCAGCCAAUUCCGAAGUCUACAAAUUGCUGCACGAGCAAGGCAACGAACCGGAACCAGUCGAUCAACCCGCCACGCCAACAUCGCCCACAGUCCAACAGCAACAAAAGCAGCAACAGAGUCAGCAUCACCAGCAGCAGCAGCAGCAGCAACAAUUUCAACAGCAAAACAAUACCUCGACCGUCACCAGACACGUCAUGGCUCCGGUUGAUAAACCGCUGGCGCCCGCCGCCAAUGGCCUUCCGGCGGGUCAGAACAUUUGCAAUUCGUGUGAUCGUCUCAUUGUUGGCGUGUUCGUGCGCAUCAAGGACAAGAACCUACACGCUGAUUGCUUCAAGUGCGCCACCUGUGGAACGUCGCUCAAAAACCAGGGAUAUUUCAAUCUGAACAAUAAACUGUACUGCGACAUCCACGCCCGGCUGGCGGCCCUCCAAAGCCCGCCGCCCGGUACCAACGGAAUGGUUCCGAUCGCUAUCAUCAAACCUGGACAGAAGUCUGGAGUCCAAGCCAUCUCAGCUGCUCUCAAUGCGCACGCCAAUCUGAACGGUCGCUCCCAGUCGCCAUACGCCAAUAACCACGGGCAAACGAACAGCAACGGAAGCAGCAGCGCUCAGUCUCCGUCGCAUUCCCGAUCGAGCAGUACGACUUCGUCGAGCGGAUACUGCAACUCGAACUCCCUCUCGCCGGUCCAGUCGAACAAAGUGUCCCCACUGCACUCGCGUACCAGUAGUGAGAACGAACUGAUCCUCGAGCCGUCGACCAACGGGACCGCAAAGUCCACCACCUUCACAACGCAGUGCGAAAUCAGUUUUCCACCGCCGCCGCCACCUCCAGCUUUUACGUUAUAUAGCAGCAUGGAAAAUCCGGAAACGGUGGAAUCGUUUCAACAGCAGCCUCCAGUUGAGACAGUCGAUCCGGGCGCGUUCGGUCCCAACGGACUGGCCGUGGCCCCGGAACCGACUGCGGACUCAACGGAUGCUGCCGAAAAUGGAACGGCGGUUACGCAAAACGAAUAUGGAUUUUUCUACAAAACCAUCGGGGGAGCAGUCAUUCGGAGUGUGUUCCCACCUGGAAGUAACUCAAAGUAUAAGAAUCAGAACAACAUUACACCGAAACCAUUCGGUGCCCCGCUGCCGGUAAGUUCGCUGGCUCAGGUCCAGCCACCGGCAUCCUACCCGCCGGUAGCCGGAAGUGUACCGACACCGUUCGCUGCCGCCAUCACCGGUCAAGCACCAGCACCAGCCCCAGCACCGGUACCGACCUUCGCAGCCCCGCCACCGGCAGCUUCGUAUCCACCGGUGGCCGCUCCCGCACCGGCCCCCGUGGCGGCUCCUCCAGCCGGGGCAACUCAAGAGCAACCGCCGGAUGCAGAACAACCGGAUUACGACGACAUAGAACAGGUACAAAAACCAGCCGAAUCUCCCGCCCCAACCUUUAUCUGGCCUCCGAAGCGCAUCGAGGAUGAAACCAUCCCCACAGCCACCCCCAUCUAUGUUCCGCCACCAGAAACCCAGAAAGCAGUCGCUAAACAACCGAUAAUGGUGCCUCCACCACCGAAGGCAAAGGAGAAAAGUAAAUCUCCACCAGAAAAAGUGGUCGAACAGGAUGAUAAAACGGCGACGAAGAGUGUACAAAGCAAAUCGGCUCCGGAACUGAGCAGAAGAAAAAGUGAUACCCAUUGCCAGCCGCUGGAGGAAGAAAGCUACGAAACAUACACCGCGACCACCACUUCGACUUCGGCUUCCUCCGAAGAGUAUCGAAUGUAUUCGACGCAGACGUCACAACCGAUCGUGACGUACUACGACACACCGAUUAUCGAAAUGGAGUAUCCUUUUUCGUCCGGCCAACGCAGUGCUCAAGCCAGUACCGGAGUCAUGUCGGACGCCUCGUACACUCAUUUUGUUUUUCGUGAUACUCCUCUGCCGGAAUCGGUCGAACCAUCCAUAGAACCGUCCGUAGCUCCAGAACUGCUCGUAGAACGAGCCAAGUCUCCCGUUAGUCGUGAAACGAAGCAACAAAAACGUGUUGAGUUUCUCGAUUACAGCAAAGAACUGGCGCGUUUCCUCAAAGCCGAAGAGGAUGCCAAACAGGCGGCUGAGCGGCAAAAUCAGGUAGAUAAUGAAGAAGUCGUCGAAGAGUUCAUAAUUCCGCAUUACGAACUUCCAUUAAUCAAAUCACCUCAUCCUGGGGCUAAUAUGCCUAAAAAAAUUGUUCCAAAUCCCGUUCCCAAGCAGUGGCAAAGCAAACUGGUGCAGGCCCUGUGCACCGCUCCGAACGAACCGAUCCACCUGACGGACGAACAAAUCGAGGAAGCCAACUUCAUGAAAUCUCGCAACGAAGCAUAUGUACGGGAACAAGAGGAAAAUAAAAUGCGGCAACUGGAGGCUCUCAAGAGACAAGUAGACGCCCUGGAACGCCGCUUGGCAAAGAAAACCAAAGAACCCGAACCGGAACCUAUUCCGUAUCCUCUUCUGGAGAUCCCGCGGAAAGGUUCGGUAAUGGCAAAGAUUCUUGCCAAUUCAACCACCAAAUCGGAGCGAUUCCCCAAAUAUCUUCCCGCACCAGUGGUUCCACUUCCCCCAGAUUCCGCUCCGUACUUCCCGCCUCCUCACACGAUGGAACCGAUUCGAAGCGAAAAAAUUUCAUCCAUGCGCGCCUCACCCUUCUUGGAAGCAUUGACUACAGCUCCUUAUACUCCGUUUCAGAAAUUUGGUCACGAAAUACCUUCACAGAUGGAAAAUAUGCCGGUGCCGUCUGGUCGAAUAUCGAUGACCGAUGCACUGGCUACGGCCCCACAACGGCCCUAUACACCGUUCACUGAGGUCAAAUUCGAACGAUCCGAUAUGUAUCAGAAGCUACUGAAGGAACAGCCUUCGAUCCAAGUCGAUCCGGAUAGCAACUUUUCUGCGUUUGCCAGUGUAGGCGGUAAUCGAUCGCCUGUUCCGUUCAAACCGAUCAUGCCGGAAAUACGACGUGAGUCGAUUAAAGAACCGGAACCAGAACCAGAACCUGAGCGAACGCAAGAGCCCGAACCAGAACCGGAACCAGUUGUCGAGAAGAAACAGGAAAUACCCAGGGGGAAGGCACCACCCUAUCCGAGGAAAGAUGCCGGUUCGGACCAUUACUCUCUCGCUCCACGUCGAGAAUCUAAGUCACCACUGAAUCAUCCGGCUGAAAUUCCAUCCUAUCAACGUAAGUGGUACAACUUGCCGACGCAAAAUCCACCGCACACUCCGGAGCCGGAGGAACUUCGCCAAAACGUCCCAUUGGCAUUUGUAGAUACUCAUUCUAAAUCUCACCUAGCAAAGCCCAUCGCGCAGCCUGUAAAUAUUAAAGAUCAAGUAAGGCUAAAGAAAACGCAACCGUUCACAACCAUUCAAAACCGUACAAUCCCAGUCAUACAGACGCCCCUGGAAGACGAUGCCGAGUUGGCACAGUACAACAAUGCCCAUCUGCGGCUUCAAGCCAAGGGAGUAAUCGACCGCGGUCAGUCGUUCACUCCGUCUCUGAUUCUAACGAAGCAUCCGACCGCGAUACCUUACUAUCAGCAUCAGUUAGGCUUCGAAGAAUACUUUGCGGAGUCGAAAGAGUUCGACGGUCGACGUACUCCGCAGCCGGUUCGCAGGUCGCCGGCCUUUGGGCCACCUCCUAAUCCGUUAAAGGCACAUGUUCCGCCGUCACGUGAGGGCAUCCCCGUCGAAUCGGGACUGUAUUUGUCAAUGGGUAAGCUGCACGGUGUUCCUUGGUACACCAAUAAAGAUCAUAUUCCGGCAGAUAUCCAACAGAAGAUGCAAGUGCAACAACAUGGCCUGGGUGGAGGGUACGAUGCCACUCGGCAGCAUCGGGCCGUCAGCUAUCAGGAGAAACCGAUGACCGUCCGUACGGAACAGCGUAACGACAUGACCGUUCAGACCCGCUCACAGGAAAGUGCAUUGAGAGAGCAAACGUCGUCGGAAAGAACCAUCGCCAGCGCUAGUCAGGUAGGGAAUGCUUUAAUCCAAAAGCGCACUAGAAUAGUAGAAGAACAUGAGCAUAUGCAGGCAGCCAAAACAAUUGAAACCGCUAAAUUUUCAACUAAAAUUAAGGAGGACGAAGCACCUCCGAAAGGGUUUGUAGCACAGCAGACUAGACGAUUCUCCGGCCAAGAUGACGCGUUGAAUGUUCCACCACAACUGCAGGAACAACCACCACAGAUGACAGAACAACCGGUACAGCAAUUGGCGCAACAGCAAUCCCAACUUCCACCCCAACCACAGCCCGUACAGUCGUUCCCACCUCCUGCCUUUCCAUCGGCACCUGCCAGCUUCCCGUCCACAUCCCUUUUCUCUGAGCCUAUUGUAGACAGAUUCCCCAGCAGAAGCGCGCGCAAAGCGAGCAUACUAUUGCCUAAAAUACCAUCUCGUUCACCAACACCGACUUCCGGAUUCAAAGCUCAAUUCAAUGAGUUCAUCGUUGGCGAAGGUGGGCUGCCUCCGCUACCGUUACAACGAGAGGACAAUACUAAAGAUCUAAUUCAGUCGUGGCCACCGCAACUACCAUCCUAUCUGUCUAACACUAACCCAACCGUCGGAGCACCGUCCUCUAUGAAGCCACCGCUGCCUUCAGCAUCCGCACCAACGGCUCCGGCAGCAUUAAAUGGCCACUGGCCUUCCAUUAACAACAGCAGCAUUGGCUUCAGUAGUAAUAACCGUGGAAACAGUCAAACCAAUAAUACUGAUCGAUCUGAUGCUAGCGCAGGUUCCGGCGCAUUGAACAAGGGACGGGCUGCCUGUUCCACCACUGCUCCCACCCGUGGACGCGGUGUUUUGAACAAAGCUGUCGCCCCUGGUGGCCGAGUUCCACUGUGUGGCUGCUGCAACCAGCAAAUCAGAGGACCCUUCAUCACCGCACUCGGCCGAAUCUGGUGCCCCGACCACUUCAUCUGUCAUAACGCCAACUGCAAGCGUCCGCUCGCCGAGAUCGGAUUCGUCGAGGAGAAAGGAGACCUGUAUUGCGAAUACUGUUUCGAAGAGUUCCUGGCUCCGGUGUGCAGCAAGUGUAACAACAGAGUGAAGGGUGAUUGCCUGAACGCAAUCGGCAAGCAAUUCCACCCGGAAUGCUUCAAGUGCACCUACUGCGGUAAACUGUUCGGCAAUAGCCCAUUCUUCCUGGAGGAAGGCGAUCCCUACUGCGAGAACGAUUGGAAUGAACUUUUCACCACCAAGUGCUUCGCCUGUGGAUUCCCCGUCGAAGCCGGCGACAAAUGGGUGGAAGCUUUGAACAACAACUAUCACAGUCAGUGCUUCAACUGCACCAGCUGCAAAAAGAACCUCGAAGGACAAAGCUUUUUCGCGAAGGGUGGUCGCCCGUUCUGUAAAAAUCACGCCCGUUAAAAACAGCACGCAGGGCUUUUGUUGGUGUAGAGGAAGAAAAAGAGUAUAGAAAGAAUCGUCUGUUUUAAGUUUUUUUUAACUGUUGCACAUAACUUCUUCAUAUUUUAAAAACACUAAACAAUCGUAGUUUUUUAACAGAGCCCGAUAAGUGGAGAGUACUUAUCAGUAACACGUUCGAAACCAAAAAUUUAUCAAUCAAAAAAUAAACAGAACACUCAUACACAAGCAACAUCCAUACACAUACCUUUGAUACAACUGGAGGUCAUCCCGAACAAACGAAAAUCAUUCAUUCAUCAGUUAAGAACAGCAUUAAAAGCAAACAUCAUCAUCCUAAACUAAACCGUUCGUUCGUAACGUAUGCGAAAAAGGUGGGAUGGGAGACAAAGCUCAUCCACAGUUCUAUAGAAACUCUUCAAGUUCAGGUUUUCGCAUGAAAGCUUUAUGUGUUUGUCUGCAUUCACCGCGCAAGUGCCUCGGCGCUGCAAGCAGCUGAGAGACGAUCCACAGCUUUAAGAAAGUAAACGAGUGAAACAUUUCAUCCCACAUGGGAUGAAAUGUUUCACCGGUUAAUAACGGCUAUAGUUUUCUUCAGUCAUUGGAAGAGAAUUUUUUGCAGUUUGAGAACCUCUGUAAAGGCAACGAAAAAUGUUCACAUUUCAUCAUCCUAAAAGUUAUGUGGAAAUAUGAAUGUCAUAUUACUGUUAUUUAGGUUAAUGCGGUUGCCAUUAGACCAGAGCAAAGGCAACACAAAAACAGAUCCACUUCAGCACGGAAAGUUAGUAGAGUUAGAUGAACCAUUAAGAGAGGAAAAAUAUUUACAUUUAGUCGAUGAAAUUUACUAUGAAAAAAAAGUCUACUUCAUUAGUCUCGUUUCUACUUCUUGGUAAAACCGAUAAGAAGAAAGUUAAAAAAUGAACUUAUGUCCAAAAGUUUUGUGUGUGAUAAAUUGUAAAAAAAUCGUUUUUAUUUUAUUUUUAUUUAAACAUAUUACUGCAGUAGUAAAAGAAGAAUAGUAAUAGAAGAUUUUAUUAUUUGACUGGAGAAAAAUCGCAAAAACAAAGAGAGGAGCUAUUCUAGGGACCGCAUUGCUGACAUCGUUGAGAGUAGGACGCUUUAUUUUUACAAUUCAGAUUAAUAUCUUACGAUAAAAUUUGGAAGCAAAAUCGUAAGAACAGCUGAUGUAUAAUUGAACGCGCGGAAAGGCGAGUUACGAUAAUAAACUAUUAC